Messenger RNA from Ipomoea nil (Japanese morning glory), 2044 nucleotides. RefSeq names its product NAC domain-containing protein 8. Gene Ontology annotation, molecular function: DNA-binding transcription factor activity; transcription cis-regulatory region binding. The transcript has 6 exons. Bases 328 to 1734 code for a protein of 468 amino acids. Gene Ontology annotation, cellular component: nucleus. NCBI's taxonomy places the organism in Eukaryota, Viridiplantae, Streptophyta, Magnoliopsida, Solanales, Convolvulaceae. Gene Ontology annotation, biological process: regulation of DNA-templated transcription. The record is from RefSeq and is a predicted model, not a curated record.
GUAGUUUGGUCUCCGCGCUUUGAAGGUGAUUGUGUGUGGACUGAGGAGGUGGGACGUGAGAUUGGUCAAGAAAGACGAAUCGAAUAUUAUUCACUAAAUUUGUUUGGGUGUGGAGCCUGGAGGUGACAGUGUGCGUAUCGAUUAUUGAACUACUGGAUAAAGAUGGAGUCAAACUAAAAUCAAAAUGCAUUUGGUAAAGGGAGUUGAGAAGAGUUGCAGAGAAAGUAAAGGGAGCGAGAGGGCGGGUCAAGACGGCAACUUUUGAGUUUUGAAACACAGCAUUACAGAAAUUAGGGUGUUUGAUUCUUCUUAUUUUAUAGCUUUCCCAUGGCCAGACCUUCAUGGUUGGUUGACAGUAAGAGAAUCGCAACAAAGAUUAGAAGUGCAUCAGAUGAUCCAGGAAAUAUUAACUGGAAAAGCAAUCCUACAAGAACUUGCCCCAGUUGCCACUAUAUUAUUGACAAUAGUGAUGUAACUCAUGAAUGGCCAGGAUUGCCAAGAGGUGUGAAGUUUGAUCCGUCUGAUCAAGAGAUUAUCUGGCACUUACUUGCAAAAGUUGGUCUUAAUGAUUUGAAAUCUCAUCCUUUUAUCGAUGAGUUCAUUCCGACAGUUAAUGAAGAUGAUGGGAUAUGCUACACGCAUCCUCAAAAUUUACCUGGUGUUAAGCAGGAUGGCACCGUUUCCCAUUUCUUUCACAGAGCUAUCAAAGCCUAUAACACUGGAACUCGAAAGCGUCGAAAGAUACAUGGCGAUAAUUUUGGAGAUGUUCGUUGGCACAAGACUGGUCGCACUAAACCCGUGGUCUUGGAUGGUAUACAAAGAGGGUGUAAGAAGAUAAUGGUUCUUUAUGUGAGCUCAGCCAAGGGUGGGAAAGCGGAGAAAACGAAUUGGGUUAUGCACCAGUAUCAUCUCGGGACAGGGGAAGAUGAAAGGGAAGGGGAAUACGUUGUUUCCAAAGUGUUUUAUCAGCAACAGCAAGUGAAGCACAGUGAGAAAAACGAGCUUGAAUCUCCAGAGGAAACCGAAUGUUUGGAUGCUAAGAAAGACCCUUCUACUCCCAAAACUGCGACUCCUGAUCCCCUUCAUACAGAAACGAGACCAUCGAGUUUCGUUGCAGGACUGGAGACCCCUAAUAUUCAGCAUCGGGAAGUGGAUUACACAAAAGCUGACAUGGAGAUUCCAUUGGAGAAGGGUGAUAAUCAAGAUGAAAUCACACCGAAUCAAACUGAACAAAUGGAGUUGCAAAAUGAGAAUGAAGGUGGUGAGGAUCGGAAAUGGUGGGAUAGUGAAUCACAGUAUCUGUUAGACUCGCAACAGCUUGUGGAAGGGUUGUCGUUAUGUGAUGAACUUCUCCAGAGUCAAUCUCCAAAUAGGGAUGGGGAUCAAAACGGGAAAGACCAUAAGUCCACAUCCUGUCUAUCUGAUUAUCGACACUUAGGGCCAGAGAAUUUUAAGAAGGAUCUCGAGGAGUGCCAAGAAUUGGUCCUAGAUGUGCCACCCGCAAAUCAAAGUGGUAAAGAGAAAAAGUGCAUGCCCCAUCUCUCUGAUUAUGGACACUUGGGGACCGAGAAUUUUAAGUUCUUGGAAAACAGCCAAGAGUUGGUUCUUGACCCCGAAAACAUAAUGCUAGAUACACCUCCCGACUUUCGGCUAAGCCAACUCGAGUUUGCAUCUCAGGACAGUUAUGUUGCUUGGGGUGGGAACAAUAUUGAUCCCACUGAGCAAGGUAGCUGAUAUCAUCAUCUGACCUGCACUUCUGAUCCGAAGGGACUGGUAUUAAUUUUGUGUGGGUGAUUAUGUAAGGCUGCUAGUACGUAGCAUUACCUAUUUUGUGCAAUGCACUGCUUAUGUAACCGUUCUGCAUUUCAAUAUGCGUUUUUGGAGCUUGAUCAACUGCAUGGCGGCCAGCUACCUUGUUUCCAUAGCAGCAACGAGAUAUCAAUAUAAUUGUCUAUCCCGUUUUGUUGCUAAUGUAUUGUUUGUAUAUGUACUCAACCAACUGCAUAUUAAUGGUAUAUUAACUAUUUGGUUUACUACCACAAAA